GUUGACUUGAUAGUGUAGGUCACCCCAAGCUAGCUCUGUUCGUCAUCCUCUCGCGCUGCGGCAAUGCUGCCCCGAUCCUCAGUUUUAGAUGCAACAUUUGCUAACUGUCGAGCUCCACCUUUGUUCAUAAUCACUCCCUGGUUUGAUCCUGCAACAUCAAGUUGACUGAGCUCCAUCAAGGCCCGACCUGCAACGCGUGUUUGCCUUCUAGCUUCCCCUAUCCUAGAUUCCUGGUGUCCCAAGUUCGAGUUGAAACCAGAUAUGAAGUUUUGGGGGCCGUUGAAUGAUAGUGUUCCACAGUUCUAGUUGAAGCUCAGCGCGUCCGUGGUCAAGGAGGCAGCAACCUAUGGCGCAUCCCUGCUUUGCAGUUCUUGAUGGUUGUCAGCUUGCCUUCAAAGUAAAUGCAAACUCGGUUUAUGGUUUUGCUGGAGCGACUGUUGGUCAGUUACCUUGUUUAGAGAUUUCAAGUGUGACCUAUGGUUGACAGAUGAUUGAACACACAAAAAAGCUUGUUGAAGAUAAGUUCACAACACUAGAAGGCUAUGAGCAUAAUGCAGAGGCUUUCCAGCUUCUGGGAUGCAUCAUAGCGCCAGUAACUAUGUACUGACAAGAAGAUGAUUGCUGCCUAGGUGUGAUGAACUGCGCGCUGCUCAUGUACAAGGAGGCUAACAUUCAUGUAGGAGAUGAGGCCAGCAAUUCCAGUGACAAAAUUGAUAAAACUAGCUCUGCACGGAAUAUCCUUGCUCCAUCUGAGAAUGACCUGACAACAACACUCAAUCUCCUUGCUUCGUCUGAGAAUCACCUGAAAAAAAUAGUGAAUAUCCUUGCUUUGUCUGAUAAUCGCCUGGAAACAAUAGUGAGUAAGCUUGAAUGGAUGGAUACUAAACGGGACUCUACCACUGCACCUGCGGAGGUGGCCAAUAGUCCGAUAAAUAAUGCUGAUGCAAACAAGAAGAAGGGUCUACUGAGUUUCGUCUACGCUCUCGCGGGGACUCUGUUUUUGUUCCAUUCAUCUCUCGUCGUUUUCUCGGUGUCAUACCCUGGUACCCAAAAGGCACUAGUGAGCUUUGACGAGACUAAGACAAAAGCCAUUUGCUUCGUAAAUUUUGCAUCAUGGUUAGGCGGCGGCAUUCUUAUGUUACCUUUCGCUUCACACUUCAAGGACGGCGAGUCAAUUGACCAUGCUGGAUUUGAUAUCUUCAUAUGUGGGCUGUUUCUUUGGUUGUUACUCUUCAUUGCAGAAUAUUGUGCUACACUGCAUGUUUUUCUAGAUAUCCCCAUUUGGGCUGUAUGCCCCUUUGGAAUUGCAUUCUUCCUCUUCGCAGUGCUCCCUUCGGUUGGUUACAUUGAGCUCCAGCGGCCAACGCUUGUGAGUAAAUGGGCAAAGGAUAUGUGGGAGAAAAUAAUGGGCCGUGGUCUGAGGCACGAAGCCCUUCCUGGGCCACAGGUUUAGACAGGGCCAACCCGUAAAGGCAUAUACCGUGCGAAUCUCUCGUGUACCGGGCAUUGCACAAUCGAAGUGAGAUGAGGAGCUUAUAGUUUGCUUGAGGAAACUUUUUUUAAUAAUGAAAUAAAACUCCUGCCUUUGCACUGGACGGUGCACACAGCCUUUGCUUGAGGGAGCUUGGGAGCUUAUAGUUAAGACCUUUUUUCCCCAUGAGAUGAACGAAGUUGCAUAGCACUUUAUUUCAACUUAUUAUAGUUAUACACUCAUGUACUGUGGAGUGCUUGCUUUACGACCAAUAAAGAAAAACUACUGAUCGAGUCAA
This is a messenger RNA of Phragmites australis (common reed), 1769 nucleotides long. RefSeq lists its product as uncharacterized. The record is from RefSeq and is a predicted model, not a curated record. The transcript has 10 exons. Bases 635 to 1453 code for a protein of 272 amino acids. Lineage: Eukaryota; Viridiplantae; Streptophyta; Magnoliopsida; Poales; Poaceae.